CCCUACGGCUCUACUACAUAAACCCUCCCCUCCCCCACGGUUCACACAGAAACUCACAUCACGCUCCUUCACGCAUUCUAUCAAACAUAUGACCUGCACACGCAUUCACACGCCCGUCAUUGAAGAGGAAACAGAACCAGAACCCACUGAAUUCAAAAAACCGACCAGCCGCUUUGAAUCCGAAUCGUCGUCCAAACUGGGUUCCAAGAACAAGAAGCGAGCUUGUCAGAGCGAACCGGACACCCAGUUUCGAGGGGUCCGAAAGAGGAGCUGGGGCCGGUAUGUCUCGGAGAUACGGUUGCCCGGUUCAAAGACCCGUGUGUGGUUAGGGUCAUUCGGGUCGGCCGAGAUGGCAGCUCGGGCUCACGACUCGGCCGCCUUGUUCUUGAAGGGAAACUCGGCGUGCCUCAACUUCCCCGAGUUGGCUGAGUCGCUGCCUCGGCCCGAGUCGUGUUCCAGGAGAGAUAUACAAUCGGCGGCUUCUAAAGCCGCCCUUCUUGAGCUUGCGGAUAAUCGUUCCGGGUUAGGCACAGCUGGGCAAUGUGUUGAACCGGACUUUUGGUGCGUGUUCGAUGAUGAUUUUGGUACUGAUUUGGGCAGCAUCACGUCGUUUGAAGAAGCGAAAGAAGCUCCCCUACCGAGUCCGCUGAGGUUUGAAGACUCAACAACUGAAGAGUUUGGUCAGCUGCUGGACGAUGAUGAGUUUUUUUUGGCAUCCUGUUUCCAUAUGUAAAUAAAAAAAAUAAAAAAAAAAUAUAAAAAAAUUGUAUAUGUAGACUAUGUAGUUAUUAUAUAUUGAGAAACUCCUAAUUAGAAGUUGGAAAUUUUUAUAUA
This is a messenger RNA of Alnus glutinosa, 834 nucleotides long. RefSeq names its product ethylene-responsive transcription factor ERF022-like. The transcript has a single exon. Gene Ontology annotation, biological process: regulation of DNA-templated transcription. Lineage: Eukaryota; Viridiplantae; Streptophyta; Magnoliopsida; Fagales; Betulaceae. Gene Ontology annotation, molecular function: DNA binding; DNA-binding transcription factor activity. The record is from RefSeq and is a predicted model, not a curated record. The coding region runs from base 89 to 733 and encodes 214 amino acids.